CAGGUAAUACUGCGCCCCCUUCCCCUUUGCAUGUAGCACUGUUAGGUCUAGCGGUAUGCUAGCAAAACCUGACCACUACAAGGUUGCGUCGACUUAGCAAGGGAGGAAACAGACUAAAGGCACACACUUGUAACGAGAUCAAGAGUAAUUGCAAUUCAACUACCAUCAUGGCAGAAACAAAAUCUAACAAACAGCUGACCCAUAAAAAGGAUAAAAAAGUGAAGGAACGUGAUGGUGGUGUGAAGGCAAUCACAGCAGCUCUGAAAGCUCUUCCACUUGAGGAGCAAGUGUCUACACUUUUGGCAAAAUAUGCAGAAAUGGCAGAGGAAAACAAAAGACUACAGAUGAGUACAAAGACAGUGGAGCGACAGGUACAGGUGCUUCAGAGGGACAAGGACCAGCUGGAGUCAGAGCACACAAAGGUGAUCUUGGCCAAGUCAAAGCUGGAGUCACUUUGUCGAGAACUUCAAAAGCAGAAUAAACUCAUCAAGGAAGAAAAUUUAGCAAGACUUAGAGAAGAGGAAGAAAGAAGAAAAGAAGUCUCCACCAAAUUCAAUGUUACAUUAUCUGAAAUUUCAAAUUUGAUGAAGGAAAAUUCUGAUAAGAAUUCUAAGUUGAGAGAUGAGAACCAGGAUAUGGCAACCCGACUACAGGAUCUUAUAAAGCAGUAUGAAUCAAGGGAGUCACAUGUGCAAAAAAUGGUUAAACAGAAGGAGCUGCAGUGCCAGUUAAGUGAAGCAAGGAUGGCCAAGCAGCAAAUUGAGAUGACAGAAGACAGGGAGAAAAUGCUUCUAGAGAAAAAAACACUCUUGGAGGAGGUGGCUGCGUAUCAAAAGAAAACACAGGAGAUGUCUUUGAAUGAAAUAAGUCUUCGUACACAACUCAACUCCUACAUGGAAAAGUAUGAAGACUUCCAAACCUUAGAAAAAUCCAAUCAAAUAUUUCACACAUUCAAGAAAGAGAUGGAGGAAAUGGCUAAGAAAAUAAAGAAAACGGAGAAAGAUACGAAGAGUUGGAAAGAACGAUGCGAGGGUGCCAAUAAAGCAUUAUUGGAGAUGGUUACAGAGCGAUCUCUUCUUGAAAAACAGCUAGAUCUGCAAGUUAAGCAGAACAAACAAUUGCAGAACCUUUGCAGAGCACUUCAACAGCAACUGACUGAAAUUAGAAAACAAGAUAAAAAUAAUGCUGAGCCAGAGUGUAAGGAUCCAGAACAAAUAUCCCAAGAGAAAUCUGCAUUAGUAGAGGAUUCAACUGGGAAAAACAUCAAUCCUUUGGAAAAUGAAGAUUUUACUGUUGAGGAAACCAAUUUUCCAGUAACAAUGGAAGUGGCACUCAAUCCUGAGGAAAGCAUUGCCUUAGAAACUGAGAAUGAUGAAUCUAAGGACUCAUGUGAUGUUACCAUAGCCAAGGAUCAUGUUGAGGUAAUAGAACAGACUGCUGAGGUAGGAGUUAAUGGGGGUUUUGUGGGAGAGGAUAAUGUUGAAGUAACAGAAAAGAAUAGUAAUGUCAAAGCUGAUCAGGAUGCUGUGACAGAGGAUCAUAUUGAAGUAAUAGAACACAGCACCGAAGUAAAAGUCACUGGGAAAAUAGAUCAGGAAGAUAAAGAAUCUGAAAUGGUUACAUAUAAUAUGGAUGAUGUUGACUAGAUAGAUCAUUAUAUUAUUUUAUAAAAGUAAGAAAUCCGACAUUGUCAUAUUUGUGGGAUUUACCUCUUGGUUGUUGACUUAUUGUGAAUAUAUGUAUGUUUGUGAGAGAUCUGUAAUACUAUCUUAAAAGUAUGAAGGUUCAGAAUUUUGUAUUUAUGUAAAUAGUGACUAAUUAUUCUUGUGUAUAUUUCAUGAGUGUCUGAUAGAUGGGAUUUGUGAUUUUGAGUUUUUGAAUGUAUACUGCAUCCCUGGAAUAAUUUGCAGUUUACUGAAAAGAAAUGUUAAUUUUAUACCCUGACAUUACUUUUCUAGUCAUUGGAAGAAAAUGAUAGAAUAUAGAAUGCCAUGUAUUGUCAGCUCAUUAAGAUGCAUGAAAUUGCAUACAGUGAAGUAAAAUCUCAGGUGCAAGUUGUGCAACUAAAUGUGGUAUAUAUAUAUAUAUAUAUAUAUAUAUAUAUAUAUAUAUAUAUAUAUAUAUAUAUAUAUAUAUAUAUAUAUAUAUAAAAUUUUUCAUGGGUUGCAUAUGGGAUGUUAUAUGAUAGAAGUUGAUCAUCAUCCUUACUUUUUAUUUUUUAUUUUAUUUAUUUAUUUAUUUAUUUUUUUUUUUUAUCAGCCCCAAAACAGCCAUUUUCUCAGAUUAACUGGUUUACCCCUUGGUAUAUAUAUAUAAUGCACCUCCCAGUAUGUCUAAAAAGAUUUAUAUAAUAUUAGGUGCAUCAAAUGUGUUUUCAAAUAAAAUUAAAUAGCAUCUGUCCUAAAUGUAAAUUACUUACUUAUACCAAAGCUGUUUCCUCCCAAAAAGAGAGAAGCUAAGACAAGACACAACUUUCAUAUUCACACCACUCUUAGCUUUUUGGCCCCUGAUGAAGAAGAGAAAGCACUCCUGCUAUCACAAACACAAAUGCGAAUAUCAUAAAACUAGAAAGCAGUGCCUAGUAAACUUCUUGAUUCUGCUGCUUCCUCUUUUGCUAAUAUUUUUUUGUCAUUAACUUUAUGCAUUGAAAUGGUGUGGCACUGCUUGAAUCUCUUCAACCACCCCUCAGUAUACAUGCAGUGAUGUUGUAAACCAAGCUCUCUAUGGAAUAACUUCCAUCAUCAUAAUAACAGAUAUAUCACCACUAUCACUUCUUCACUCCCAAAUCCUUUGCACCAUUAUUCAGUCUUAAUAUGUACUUUUUUCAUCUUUCAUUAUUUUAUGUAUGCAUAUGUUUCUUUGAAUUAGUCAGCAAAGAACUGCUUCAAGUUUUCUCACUACUUUAUAUUGUCCAUGGGCCAUAAAUUUCGCAAGUGAAAAACAGAAACCUCACAGUCCAGAUGUAGCAACACUCAUAUUUUCUUAAAUGUUAUUGUGUUAUGUUUAAAUUUUGUAUCAUAAUUACAUGUUCCUUUUGAAGCCAUAGCUAGUGUGAAAUAAUGGUCACAAAUGAGAGAUCAAGUAUUAACACACACACACACAACAGACGAUAAACAGACAAGAGGAUGCACUAAGAUCAUGAAAAAUCAGUGUUCGAGGAACAUUAAAAGCUUUCCACAUAAGACUGUGGACAUCUGGAAUGGCUUGAGUGAAGAGACUGUAACAGCAGAAAGUGUGCAUAAAUUUAAGAAAAAGUUGGACAAAAUUAGAUAUGGAAACAGAUCACUAUGAGCCCUGCUUGAACACUGUAAUAUACAACUAGGUAAAUAUGCACAUAAAAUUUGGAGUUUCUUGAGUGGACUUGGUGGUUCUGUGUGAAAUCUCUCCUACUGUUAAAAUUGCUCACAGGAGUACUUAUUACUCAUGUUAAUUUGUUUCAUCUACAUUCUAACAUAUUUUGCAGACUAGUAAUAGUAUUUUAUUGGUGUUCAGUUAUACACAGCUAUUGAUUCUUGAUUGCACCUUUUCAGUUCUAACUUAUUUUGCAGACAACAAAUUGAAAGUAAUUUGUUAAGAUAACUUUAAACAGGUAUUGAUAAUACAUAAAAUAUAUAAAAUAUC
Portunus trituberculatus (swimming crab) is the source of this 3621-nucleotide messenger RNA. Its product is annotated as alpha-taxilin-like. Gene Ontology annotation, molecular function: syntaxin binding. The record is from RefSeq and is a predicted model, not a curated record. Lineage: Eukaryota; Metazoa; Arthropoda; Malacostraca; Decapoda; Portunidae.